ACAGUGGGGCGUUUGAGAGGAUGGAGGGUUAAAUGCCGAAACUUCGUAAUGGUAGAAAAUUCUGGAGCGCCGCCGGCGGGGCAGGGCCACGAGCAUCGUCUUUGCAGCACCGCGCCGCGCGGGGCCCAGGGGCCGCGCCCACGCCCGCCGCUCGGCGCGGACACGAGUGCCCCCGGCUUGAGCCGAACCUCUAGCCGAUGCCGCCGCCGCCGCCGCCGCCGCCGGGGAUGCGUACGCCGACUGGGAAGCGAGGGGGUAGGCGACCUGCGCGGCGCCGCCCGACAUGGCCGCGGCGGGCUGAGGUAGGUGCGGCGGCCGCAGUAACGCAGACCCGAGCGCUCCUCCGCUGCGGAGCGGCGUGGGGGUGCAGAGGCCGAGGGCGAGCGGGGCAGCCGCCCGCUCGUCGCCGCUGACCCGGAGCCCGGCCGCUGUUUCCGCCCCCUGCCGUGGCGGGCGGGCCUCCCCGGCACUACCCCGCCGCCCGCGCCCGCCAGCGCCCGAGGCCGGGGAGAAAGGGGAGCGGCGGGAGCCGGGGACCACCGGAGAUGGGAGCACGCCUCCUGCUGCCGUCGUCCAGCCCCAGGUUCCGGCGGAAUGUCCGCUCCCGGCUGGAGUCCUAUCGGCCCCACGCGGACUUGAGCCGCGACCACGCGGGCUGCAGCCUGCAGCACAUCAGCGACCCGCAGAACGCGGACGCGGAAGCACCGCCGCUCAGCACCGCCGAAGAAACACGGAGUCCAGAGAGGCACAGGCACCGGCCUGGCGCGCACAGCUCCACUCAGCGGCUUCCUUCCUACCACAUACGUAGGUAGGAAUGGGAGCCGAGGACCACUUGAUGCUUGAGGACGUCCUCUAGCAUAAAAGAUGGAAAGAAAACACACACCGAAGCAAGGGACCAAAGAACAGAAAAGAAGCGCAGAGAUCAUAGGAAAACUGCAAAGAAAUACCUGAUAAUAUCUUCCAAAGGAGUAGAGAAGACAUAACAUUCAUUAAGAAUACACAUAUAGAUGUAUAUAUACGUAUGAAGAAAGCCUGCUUGAUAUCACACAGUCAGGAGUCAACUGAGUUGCGGCUUUGAACUUAGGCUUAUCUGAUGCCGAAGUUUGUGAUGCUCUUCAACCAUUUAGGAUACCUCAGAGUGUGGAUUUUGAAUCACCUGCAUCAGCAUCAUUUAAAAAUAUAGAUUCUGUGGUCCUGACCAGGUCUCUGAAGUCAGAAUAUGAAGUGGAGCUAGGAAUCUAACUUCUUAACAAGUUCCCUAGAUUCAAGCUCUGGAAGUCAUAUUACAGAGGAACAAUUUCCUUCCUCAGGAUGAAAAUUUAUGGGAAUUCGGAGGAAAAUAUUUCAGUGGUCAUUACUAAAACGCUCAGAGUCAGAUACAUGCAGCAUCAUACCGUAAGUCCUGUUAGUCAAAGCAUAAACAAGCGCAGGGCCUGGCGUGGCUUCCUUCAAGUUGGCUGACUCAGUCUGGGAGGAUUCACUCAGCAAGAGGCAGAGGAACCAAGGCAGGAUGAAGACAUUGCCUGUGCUCGUGCUGUCUCUUACCUUACUGACUGUCUUCUCAGAGACCUCCCCGAUUUUGACGGAGAAGCAGGCCAAACAGCUUCUAAGAUCUCGGCGACAGGAUAGACCAAGCAAACCCGGAUUCCCCGAUGAGCCAAUGCGGGAAUACAUGCACCACCUGCUCGCCCUGGAGCAUCGCGCUGAGGAGCAGUUCCUGGAGCACUGGCUGAAUCCUCACUGCAAACCCCACUGUGACAGGAACAGGGUUCAUCCUGUGUAAGGGGAUCAGGACCAGCCUCGCAAGCAUUUUAAUAGACAACAAGCUGGACAAUGUUGAAACAAGACAAGGCUGCUUCUUUCACUUGUUUUUAAAUUGCAGAAAUGGAUGUCUUCAGACCUCGUGAACUGUGGGCAUAUCAAAGAUUGCCUUGGAAAUGGCAAAUAUAUAUACUGCUUCAUUUUACUAACUUGCAUAAAUCACUAAAACCAAUAGCUUAAAUCAUAGACACCUUCCAAAGUUCUUCCCAUCAGUUUGCAAGAGUGGGAACAACCAGAAUCUUACCUGGGGUUGAUGGAGCUGGAACUCCCAGACCAGGAGUUGGGGCAGUCUGCCUGCCCUAAGGAAUUUGGGGAAUCUUUGUUCAGAGUAGUGAAGCAUACCACUUGGGGUUGCUGAGUUGUUUUGUCUUCUAUUUUUUUCCUCUUCUUUUCUGCCCUAAUAAACAUUGGUAUUAAAUUUA
This is a messenger RNA of Symphalangus syndactylus (siamang), 2243 nucleotides long. RefSeq names its product chromosome 20 C17orf67 homolog (gene C20H17orf67). The record is from RefSeq and is a predicted model, not a curated record. NCBI's taxonomy places the organism in Eukaryota, Metazoa, Chordata, Mammalia, Primates, Hylobatidae.